UAUUUAUAGUGUCUGAGCUCUGAACAAAUUGUAUCUCUGUCUUUCUUUCUAACAAAAAAUGGAAGCAAUGACCAAACUGUUCUCCUUUAUCUUCUUCCUUCUCACUCUUCUUUCUCUCUCCACCGCCAUCUCCGAUUUCCAAACCCUAAUUCCCACCUCUCUUCCUUCCUCACCUUCCUUCUUACCCUCCGAUUCUGAGUCUUUCAUCUCCUCCGACACCACCGAAUCGGACCUCGGCUUAACACUGCACCUCCACCAUUUGGACGCUCUGUCUCUCAACCGAACGCCGGAGGAGCUCUUCCACCUCCGCCUUCAAAGGGAUGCUCUCCGAGUCAAGAAGCUGAGUUCACUCCAUGAUUCAUCUCAAAAUGUGAGCCAAACCAGUGGGACCGGGUUCAGUAGCUCCGUCAUCUCGGGACUCGCUCAGGGCAGCGGCGAGUACUUCACGCGCAUCGGCGUCGGCACGCCACCCAAGUAUGUUUACAUGGUGCUCGACACCGGCAGUGACAUCGUUUGGCUACAGUGUGCUCCUUGUAAGAAUUGCUACUCUCAGACUGACCCUGUUUUCAACCCGGUUAAGUCUGGAUCCUUCGCCAAGGUCCUCUGCAGGACGCCGCUGUGCCGUCGGCUUGAAUCUCCGGGAUGCAACCAGCGUCAGACGUGUCUCUACCAAGUUUCUUACGGCGACGGUUCAUACACCACCGGCGAGUUCGUCACCGAAACCCUAACCUUCCGGCGGACUAAAGUGGAGCGCGUAGCCCUAGGUUGUGGCCACGAUAAUGAAGGCUUGUUCGUUGGUGCGGCUGGGCUUUUAGGUCUUGGCCGUGGAGGGUUGUCGUUUCCGUCGCAAACCGGUCGGACUUUCAAUCAGAAAUUCUCUUACUGUUUGGUGGACCGGUCCGCCUCUUCCAAACCGUCCUCCGUCGUCUUCGGUAACGCCGCUGUCUCUCGAACCGCCCGGUUCACUCCUCUCCUCACAAACCCUAGGUUGGAUACGUUUUACUACGUUGAACUGCUUGGAAUCAGCGUCGGAGGCACGCCCGUCUCCGGCAUCUCCGCUUCACAUUUCAAGCUCGAUCCGACCGGUAAUGGUGGAGUAAUCAUCGAUUGUGGUACUUCUGUUACUCGGUUGAACCGACCAGCGUACAUUGCUCUGCGCGAUGCCUUCCGUGCCGGAGCAUCGAGUUUGAAAUCGGCGCCGGAGUUUUCUCUUUUCGAUACUUGCUACGAUCUUUCCGGGAAGACGACGGUGAAGGUCCCGACGGUUGUGCUGCAUUUCAGAGGCGCUGAUGUAUCGUUACCGGCGUCCAAUUAUCUGAUCCCUGUCGACGGCAGCGGCCGAUUCUGCUUCGCCUUCGCCGGAACGACCAGUGGGCUAUCGAUUAUCGGCAACAUUCAGCAGCAAGGAUUUCGGGUGGUGUACGAUUUGGCGAGUUCUCGGGUCGGAUUUUCUCCUCGUGGUUGCGCCUAAUUUCAUCGGACCAACGUAAUGCGGUUGCCGGGAAAAUUCCUCCGCCGCCGUCUGUCCUAAAACCCUUCUUCCUUUUUUCAGACGUGAUAAUAAAAAAGAAAGAAAAAGAAAAAAGGUAGAAAGAAAAAGGAGUGCAUAAUAGACUCGAACGGUGUCGUUUAACUUUUACUAUUUUAAUUGACUUACUUUUUUCAUUCCAAUUAUCUCUUUUCCUUUGCUUAUUUAAUUAUAUUAUCUAUUUGGAGUGUCGGUUAUUUUA
Messenger RNA from Benincasa hispida (wax gourd), 1730 nucleotides. The record is from RefSeq and is a predicted model, not a curated record. Lineage: Eukaryota; Viridiplantae; Streptophyta; Magnoliopsida; Cucurbitales; Cucurbitaceae.